GGAGAAAUCCGGAGACAGAGAGGGCCACUCUGUUGUGGAGGAGGACUAGGCGAUCGGAAACACAACAGAGAGGAUAUUCCGCUUCGAUUCGCUUGUCUUCGCAGAGGAGGCUGAGCAUCGGUCCUCCCUGCUCUCUGCGGUCGGUCGGUCGGUCGGUCGGUUGACUGCUGCUGGUUGUAGACCCCGGGGUGCUCUUCUUCUUCUUCAGUCUCUAUGGGCUCGGUAGGCGCAUCUUCCGCCUCCCGAUAGGAACAUCACGGGCACGGCUGCUGCCUUCUCCAUCACUAUUUAUUUAUUUCACCUCUCUCUCUCUGCGCCGCAACGUUGGGAAGAUAAACGGGAUCGAGAGGCAGCGACAACAACAGCGCGCACGAUCAUGGAUUAAUGCCCCAAGUGAAUUAUCAUCAGAGAGGUUCCCAAUGUUGAACAUGUCCACCCCCAGCGAGCUGAAGUCUCCCUGCGUGACUCGCAACGGUAUGGUGAAGUUGCCCCCCAGCCAGCCCAACGGUCUGGGCAGUGCAAGUAUCACCAAGGGGACACCUGCUGCCAAGAACCGUCUGUGCCAGUCCUCUUCGGUACCCUCCAUCCUGCCUCCUCCAGUGUCCUCCCUUCCCUACCACCACCACCACCACCUGGACGGCUCUGGAAUGCCCAACUCAGCAGCCUCUCUCUUGGGCUCUGACAUGGAGCCCGGAAAGCCUCUGGUGGGCUUGAAGCCGUCCCUUCGUCAGCUUCCCCCUCUCACUCUACCCAAACCCCUGCUGCUGGAGCGCCAGCUCGUCCUGGAUGAAAAGCUGCUCAACCGAUUGCUCUGGUACUUCACCACAACUGAAAAGUGUGUUCUGGCGCAAGUAUGCAAGACAUGGCGCAAGGUGCUGUACCAGCCCAAGUUCUGGGAGGGCGUAACGCCCAUCUUGCAUGCCAAGGAGCUAUAUACCCUACUGCCCAAUGGGGAGAAGGAGUUUGUAAGUCUGCAGGCCUUCGCCCUGCGUGGCUUCCAGUCUUUCUGCCUAGUGGGCGUCUCAGACCUGGACAUUUGUGAGUUCAUCGACAACUACCCACUGUCCAAGAAAGGUGUUCGCUCAGUCAGCCUCAAGAGGUCCACCAUCACAGAUGCUGGCUUGGAGGUCAUGUUGGAGCAAAUGCAAGGCCUGAUGCACCUCGAACUGUCAGGCUGCAACGACUUCACAGAGGCCGGCCUAUGGUCCAGUCUGAACGCCCGGCUAACUUCCCUCAGUGUCAGUGACUGCAUCAACGUGGCGGAUGACGCCAUCGCUGCUAUCUCACAGCUCCUGCCCAACCUAUCGGAGUUGAGCCUGCAGGCCUACCACGUCACCGACACAGCCAUGGCCUACUUCACAGCCAAGCAGGGCUACACCACCCACACUCUGCGGCUUCACUCCUGCUGGGAGAUCACCAAUCACGGUGUGGUCAACAUGGUGCACAGCCUUCCCAACCUGACGGCCCUCAGCCUCUCCGGCUGCUCCAAGAUCACCGACGAUGGCGUGGAGCUUGUUGCCGAGAACCUGCGUAAGCUCCGCAGCCUCGACUUGUCUUGGUGCCCUCGGAUCACUGACAUGGCCCUGGAGUACAUUGCCUGUGACCUGCACAAACUGGAAGAACUGGUGUUGGACAGGUGUGUGCGGAUCACAGACACUGGGUUGGGCUACUUGUCCACCAUGUCAUCAUUAAGGAGCCUCUAUCUGCGCUGGUGCUGUCAGGUGCAAGAUUUCGGUCUGCAGCAUUUGUUUGGAAUGAGGAGUCUUCGCUUGCUGUCUCUUGCAGGUUGCCCCCUGCUGACCACCACCGGUCUGUCAGGCCUCAUCCAGCUGCAGGAGCUGGAGGAGCUGGAGCUGACCAAUUGCCCCGGAGCCACCGCCGAGCUCUUCAAAUAUUACUCCCAGCACCUGCCCCACUGCAUGGUCAUCGAGUAAGACCGCUGACCCACCCCACUGAACCGACCGACCGACCGCCAUACUUCUACCUUCCUCCUCCUUACUCUUCCUCACUCUUUUCUCAAAUGCUAUAGCCAGGAGACUGAACUGCUCCUACCGUACCACACCGUUUCCUCAUCCCCCGUCCCCCCGUACCCCGUCCCCAUCCCCGUCCGUCUUCCUCCAACACCCCAUUGAGUAGACUGACCCACCGGCGGACAGAGAGGCAGGCAGGAAGGCAGAUGAUGGUACAUGCCAGACCCAGAGGAUGACGGCGUGGCGUUUGAGCUUCAUUUAAGAAGAUUGCUGGAGUGAAGAGCUUGGUGUGACGUCUUGUCCGACAGCAAGUUUCUUUUUCAGAAUCGACAAAAAAGUUUUUUGUUUACGGGAGGAGAGCUUCUCUAAAGACUUUGAUUUUUUUCCUUUUUUUUUUAGCUGAAUGGAUACUGAAGGGAGUGACAUGCGCAUAUCCGGAUGCAGCGUGAGGAAUUAGGAAAAGGGAACUUUUGUGUUUGAGCUGAUAUGAUGGAACUCACACAUGCGCUCAUACACUGUAAACACACUCACGCAUACUGUAUAUGGUAAGUGAAACAAAUGUUAAGUCCUCAAGACCACGAGUACUGACAUUUCUAUUUCCAUCACUCUGUGUAAUAUAUCUGCUGUUGUUAUUUUAUUUCUUUUUCUUAGAAGGUAUCAAAAGGUUUCUCUUGUUUAGAGAGAGACACCAUAAUGCCAGCUGGAGAAACAGGAAUCAGAGAGAACUAAAGAUGCAGUUCAGGAAGUGAAUGACAGGGAUGGAACUUCUCUCUCUCUCUCUUUCUUUUUCUCCCUUCCUCUGUGUGUGAAGUGUGCAUCAUGGACUCACAGGUUCCUGUCUUUUUGGGAUACCACCACCUUUUUUUCCAUUUCUGUGUCUUAUCAGAAAUACAAAAAAAAAAAAAAGGAGAAAAAUUUGAAAAACAACAGUUUACAUUUUUUGUGUUGGACUUGAUUGGCUCAUUGUUUCACUUUUUCCCCCCCUCUCUUUAAUUUUUUGUACACAUAUUAGUUGAUUUACAGAUCUGGAGGAUAAGCUGUCGUAAACUGUGAAUGUUGUGUUUUUAAAAGGGGAAAAGUGUCGCCGAGGCAUCGCAACACGAACAAGCGGUCAUUCGAAUGGAAAAGCUUGAGAAUUUCUGCUGACGAUAUAAUAAUUAUUUUCUCUCAAAUGAUGAAUAGAAAAUGAGGCGACUUCGGGGCUGAGAUGGCUUGAUAUUACUAGACUCACAAACUAAUAAAUAACUUCAGUUGGCAGAGGGGAGUAUUGCAAGCAACCUUUCUGUUGGAGAGAUAGUUUUAUCCAAAUUCGGGGGGGAGAUUCUUCUUCUUUCCAUUUUUUUAUUUAAAAUGCUGAUAGAAAACCAUGAUGUUUAGUGUUGGUUCUGAAGCUGCUAACACAUUGUGUGACCCCCUUGGCUAAGGUCAGGUUACUUCAAAGGUAAAAAGGGAGGCUCUUGGAUUUCAGUGUUUAAUAUUAGAGCCGUUCUACAGUGUCCACUACAGGCCAGGGACAGAAAUGAACAGGAGCUAAGGGCCCCUUGUAAUGUGGCAGUUUUUAAAAGAUCAUUUAGCUUGUUGGAAUUUUACAAAUUUUACCUACGAACCCAGAGUCAAAGAAACUUAUGAAUGGCCUUUUUUAUGUUUAUGUUUUGAAAUCAUGUUUAGCCUAGCUGAGAUCAAUUAGUCGGUGUCAGUGGGAACGAUCAAUGGCUGGUCUACCUACACUAAAUGUUUGAACCGUAAUUGACAUUUUACAAAUGUCAUUUAUAAUGUUCCUAAUAUCACAUUCAAAUUGAGAAGUGAGUUUACAUGAAACUUAAAACUGCAAAUUGCCUUUUAAAGGCAAACCAGCCCUUUGGAAGUAAGUGUGAGCAAAAACACAAAAUACUUUAAAAAAUAAGCUUCCAUUGUUCACGAGUAUUUCAACCUGUUCACAUUUUAUUUGUUGACUGGCCAGAUGGGAUAUAUUUGAUGUAACAACAUUUGUCUUGUUGAAUUUCUCUCUUUAGUAUACAGCGUUUUGCAGUAGCCUUUAAAGGUCCCAUAUUGUAAAAAAAAUGAUUUUAAUUUCUUUUAUAUUAUAAAGCAGGUUUAAAUGCUUUAUAAAUACUGUUAAACUAUCAAAACGCUCAAUAUACGGCGAAACACACACGGCCCGUAUUCAGAUAUUGUGCGUUUGAAACAAGCCGUUAGGAUUUCUGUCCAUUUGUGAUGUCACAACUAUAGAAUAUUUAGACCAUUUCAUGGUUUUAAAGGUAAACAUUCUAAAUGUGUCCCAGUUUAUUUCCUGUUGC
Messenger RNA from Sebastes umbrosus (honeycomb rockfish), 4267 nucleotides. RefSeq names its product F-box and leucine-rich repeat protein 16 (gene fbxl16). Gene Ontology annotation, cellular component: SCF ubiquitin ligase complex. The record is from RefSeq and is a predicted model, not a curated record. Gene Ontology annotation, biological process: SCF-dependent proteasomal ubiquitin-dependent protein catabolic process. Gene Ontology annotation, molecular function: protein binding. The transcript has 7 exons. The coding region runs from base 420 to 1934 and encodes 504 amino acids. Lineage: Eukaryota; Metazoa; Chordata; Actinopteri; Perciformes; Sebastidae.